Molecule: messenger RNA, 1365 nt
Organism: Rubroshorea leprosula
Lineage: Eukaryota; Viridiplantae; Streptophyta; Magnoliopsida; Malvales; Dipterocarpaceae
Source: the annotation of a GenBank genome assembly
UCUCAAAAUCGUGAUAUUAAGUACUUUCAAUGUCAAGGUAGGGGUCACAUAGCGAGUCAAUAUCUAAACAAGCGGGUUAUGGUGAUGCGAGACAAUGGUGAAAUUGUGACCGAAGACGAAGAUUCUGACACCAAUGAAAUGCCACCAUUGGAAGGUGCCUAUGAGGAGGAGUUUGUUGUAUGUGGAGAUUUGUUGGUGGCAAUAAAGGCUUUAAGUGUGCAAGCAAAGGACGUGAAUGAAGUGCAACGAGAGAACAUUUUUCACACUAGGUGCUAUGUCAAAGAUAAGGUAUGCAAUGUGAUUAUUGAUGGUGGUAGUCGUACUAAUGUUGCUAGCAUAACCAUGGUGGAAAAAUUAGGAUUGCUUGCAUUGAGAUACCUUAGUUUGUACAAGUUGCAAUGGUUGAAUGAUAGGGACAAGGACGACCAUGGUAGUUUGAUCGAUGAGUCAAGCAUGAUGGGUUUACCAACAAAUACUCUUUUAAUUACGAAGAUGUAUUUCCCAAAGAAACGCCACCUAGAUUACCUCCAAUAUGAGAGAUUGAACAUCAAAUUGAUUUUGUACCUGGUGCAACAAUUCCAAACCGACCAGCCUAGAGGAGCAACCCCAAUGAGACAAAGGAGCUUCAGAGGCAGGAUGUGCAUUGAUUGUCAAGCCAUCAAUAGCAUUACGGUAAAGUAUCGAAAUCCUAUUCCUCGCUUAGAUGACAUGUUAGAUGAGUUGCAUGGUGCUUGUUCGAAAAUUAAUUUGAAAAGUGAACACAAAUUGAACAAGAGGCAUGUGCAAUGGAUGGAGUUCAUUGAGACAUUUCCAUAUGUCAUCUGGUAUAACCAAGGUAAGGAGAAUAUGGUUGUUGAUGUACUUUCUUGCAGGGAAUCCCACAACGGAAGGUUAAUGGGACAUUUUGGCAUUGCUAAGACCUUAGCUAUUUUGCAAGAACACUUCUUUUGGCCACACAUGAAAAGAGAUGUUGAGAGGAUUUGUGGUAGAUGUGCCAGGACUAGGCGUGGAAAAGAUUCAAUUUUUGUGGUUGUGGAUAGGGAGAUUGUGAGAUUACAUGCUAUGCCUAGAACAAUUGUUUCAGAUAGAGUUGCUAAGUUUUAAGCUACUUUUGGAAGACUUUGUGGAGUAAGUUAGGUUGGUGUAGUUUGUAUCAGAUCCUUUAUUUAAUUGAAGGGUAAGGUGAAUGGGUUUUAUUAUUCUUUAUUUGAGUGAUGCAACAACUCAAGAGUUUGUGUAGAAGCAAUUGCUUAGUGUUUUUUAUGCUUAAGGAUUUAAUGGUCUAAACAAAGAGAAUUUUGCUUUGUGAAGUGAAAUUUGUAAACUUGGUGUGUAUUUCUUUUUGAAUAUAAUUCUUGUUGAAUG